CUUCCUCGUUACUCAAGGAAGAGUAUUCGCGGGGUUGGGGUUUCGGCGUCAAAGUCUUUGCCAGGAAGAGGCUGUGCGAUGGACGACGAGAAAUCGACGAUGCCGAUGGGGAAUCGAGAGCGGGAUCGGGAGCUUCUCAUCAUCCCCGUCGUCGAUGACGAAGCCGAUGACAAGGCUUCGUCCUCCGCCUCCCCCGCUCGCCUCCACCAUCCGCACCACUCUGGUAGAGAGGCAUUCUAUAAAGUAAUACGUAGUUGGGCUUCAAAAAAAUUCAUGACCGGAUGUGUGAUCCUCUUUCCAAUUGCAAUCACCUUCUACAUCACAUGGUGGUUUAUUCAUUUCGUUGAUGGAUUUUUUUCUCCGAUCUAUGCUCAACUUGGGAUAAACAUAUUUGGACUUGGCUUUGUGACUUCCGUAACAUUCAUCUUCUUGGUUGGAGUGUUCAUGUCUUCAUGGCUGGGAGCUUCUGUUCUUAGUCUUGGUGAAUGGUUUAUCAAGAGAAUGCCAUUUAUUCGUCAUAUCUACAAUGCCUCUAAGCAGAUUAGUUCUGCUGUAUCGCCUGAUCAAAAUAAGCAAGCUUUCAAGGAAGUUGUAAUUAUUAGACACCCAAGAGUUGGUGAAUAUGCUUUUGGAUUCAUCACCUCCACUGUUAUCCUUCAGAGUUAUUCUGGCGAAGAGGAACUCUGCUGCGUCUAUGUACCAACCAACCAUCUUUACAUUGGCGACAUUUUUUUAGUGAACACAACUGAUGUCAUUAGACCAAAUCUUUCUGUUAGCGAAGGAAUUGAAAUUGUUGUUUCGGGUGGCAUGUCGAUGCCGCAAAUUCUCUCAACCUUGGGUCCACAUACAGCACAUAAAAGAGCAAGAUCCAGCAUAAUUUACACUUAGUUGUAGCAAUACGUCUGAGUUGAUUUCUUUUGUAUUCUUGUUUCUUUGUUUUUUGAAAAAAAAAAAAAAAGGUUUUUCUUAACUUGUAGCUGUUUUGGCUAUAAGCAUACUUCUUUUAGUUUCAUUUUUUUUUAUUGUAAAUAGGUCAUUGAAAUUUGGUAGAAUUCUGCACGCGUGCCGAUUGACCUCAAUUUCCAGUUUUGCCAAUUUAGAUUCACUAACAUUGUAAUUUAUGACAGUCAACUAUUUCAUUUCUGGUACUUAUGCAUUGUAAAAUUCUUUUUCACCAAACAAUUUGUUCACCAAUAUGUUC
Molecule: messenger RNA, 1201 nt
Organism: Zingiber officinale
Lineage: Eukaryota; Viridiplantae; Streptophyta; Magnoliopsida; Zingiberales; Zingiberaceae
Product: protein LIKE COV 1-like
Exons: 7
Coding region: 79-888 (269 amino acids)
Cellular component (GO): Golgi apparatus
Source: RefSeq, a predicted model, not a curated record